Puntigrus tetrazona (Sumatra barb) is the source of this 460-nucleotide messenger RNA. Its product is annotated as arf-GAP with coiled-coil, ANK repeat and PH domain-containing protein 2-like. The transcript is spliced from 4 exons. The record is from RefSeq and is a predicted model, not a curated record. Lineage: Eukaryota; Metazoa; Chordata; Actinopteri; Cypriniformes; Cyprinidae. Bases 60 to 362 code for a protein of 100 amino acids. Gene Ontology annotation, molecular function: GTPase activator activity.
CUGCUCUGUUUCUCCAGUAUACUCAGCUAGUCCUGAAUUCUGCAAGAGAGAAAAGGGAUAUGGAGCAGAGGCAUGGUGCUGUCAAGAAAAAGGAUGUGUCAUAUGAUGACUCCAUAAUGGACUUCAGCCCGGAUGCACCCAAUGGCAUCGCGAUGGAAGGUUACCUGUACAAGAGAGCCAGCAAUGCUUUCAAAACAUGGAGCAGGCGCUGGUUCUCCAUUCAGAAGAAUCAAUUGGUUUACCAAAAGAAACAUAAUGAGCAGAUCACUGUUGUUGUGGAGGACUUGCGCUUAUGCACCGUGAAGCCCUGCAGUGAACAAGACAGACGAUUCUGCUUUGAGGUGGUCUCUCCCUCCAAGUGAGUCUCCCUGUGUGUCUGUACACAAAUCUGUCAGAACUGGAAUAUAAUGUGUAUGUGUGUUUUAGAGGAUGCAACAUUUUUCUGGUCCCUGUGUUAUUG